CGGGCGGGAGGCGGCGGCGGCGGCGGCGGCGGCGGGGUCGGCGAUGGCUUUCGAGGCGCUGGCGGAGGCGGCGGAGCGGUGGUGCGCCCGCACGCCCUUCCAGCUCAUCGCCGCCGAGGAGACGGAGCGGCGCAUGGACUUCUACGCCGAGCCCGGCGUCUCCUUCUACGUGCUGUGCCCGGAGGCCGCCUGCGGCGACAAUUUCCAUGUGUGGAGCGAAAGUGAGGACUGCUUACCUUUUCUGCAGCUCGCACAGGACUACAUCUCCUCAUGUGGGAAAAAGACGCUCCAUGAAAUAUUGGAAAAAGUCUUCAAAUCCUUCAGACCUUUACUUGGGCUUCCAGAUGUUGAUGAUGAUGCAUUUGAAGAAUAUAACGCAGAUGUGGAAGAAGAGGAACCAGAAGCCGAUCACCAACAGAUGGGUGUCAGUCAGCAGUGAUUUUCUGAGAAGCUAUAAAAAAAUUUGGAAGCCUAUGGUACCAGGUGGGGUCAGGUGGUGCCACAUUAGCCUGUUUGAAUUAGCACAUCACAAGGGGAUGUCUGGCUGCCAAGAUAAAAGUUUUACAAAAAAUGGUUUAAAAAAAACAAAAUAAUAAUAAUAAUCCGUGAUGAGCUUUGCUAAGAAGCGACCUGAAUUUUGCUCCUGCUUCAGUGGGUUUUCUAUGGAGUUGUCUUGGUAGCAUUCUGCCGUUAUCAGUCUAGAAGUAGUUUUGUCGCUGACUUGUCUCUUCGAUUUGUGUUCAGGAGUAGUGUUUGCUGACAUGAAUGUAGAGUACUGAGAAUGUAGGAGGCGUGUGGGGAGAGUGCCGAGUCCUCACCCUGACCUUUCCAAGGAAACCAGCACAGAGAGCAAACACCACCUGUGCUUUUCUUUUUAGUUCAACAGCUAUAGGUUUUUGACAAAGUACCAAAUGUGGGCAGACUUCUGAAAAACAGUAGUUUAGCAGUGGUUGGUGCUGCAGAAAUGCAUAUGAAGGCUUAACAAAAAUAAUGGGGAGUAGGAAAUCCGGGGUGAUGUCAUUUCACUGACUCCUGAGUUUCCAAGUGCUGAAUUAAUAACUGGGAGUAACAGGCACCAGGAGCACACAUUAUAAACCAGCCCUGGUGUUCCAACACCAUGUGAUCCAAAGGCAAGUGCUGCUUUCUUACAAAUCAAGUAAAAAAUAUCCGUUGCCUGUCCCACUUCUGCAUGACAGCUAACUUUAAGCUUUGCUGGUUUUGGCACACUGUCAAAUUAUUACUCAGACUUUGUGGCAUUAUGCAUUAGAAUCAUGAAAUUGUAGAAUAUGCUGAGUUGGAAGAGACCCAUCAGGAUCCUCGAGUCCAACUCCUGGCCCUGUGCAGGACACCCUAAGAGUCACACCAUGUGCCUGAGAGCAUUGAGUCCAAAUACUUCUUGAACUCUGUCAGGUUUGUGCUGUGACUGCUUCCCUUGGGAGCCUGUUCCAGUGCCCAACCACCCUCUGGGUGAGGAAUCUUUUUCUGAUAUCCAACCUAAACCUCCCCUGACUCAGCUUCAGGCCAUUCCCUCAGGUCCUGUCACUGGUCAUGAGAGUGAAGAGAUCUGUACCUGUCCCUCCUUUUCCCCUCCUGAGGAUGCUAAAGACCACAAUGAGGUCUCCCCUCAGUCUCCUCCAGGCUGAACAAAUGAAGUGACCUCAACCACUCCUCACCAGGCUUCCCUUUCAGACCCUUCACCAUCAUUGUUGCCCUCCUCUGGACACUCCCUAAUAGUUAAAUAUCUUCUUUACAUUGUGGCUCCCAAAACUGCCCCCAGUACUCAAGGUGAGGCCGCCCCAGUGCAGAGCAGAGCAGGACAAUCCCCUCCCUUGCCCAGCUGGUGAUGCUGUCCCUGAUGCCCCCCAGGACAGGGUUGGCCCUCCUGGCUGCCAGGGCACUGCUGACUCACAUUCAGCUUGCCAUACCCCACAGCUCCCAGGUCCCUUUCCACAGUGCUGCUCUCCAGCCUCUCAUUCCCUGGUCUUUACACACAAUCAGGGUUGCCCUGUCCCAGGUGCAGAAUCCAGCACUUGCCCCUGUUAAACUUCAUAUAGUUGGCGAUUGCCCAUCUCUCUCAUUUGUUGACAUCUCUCUGCAGGGCCUCUCUGCCCUCAAAAGAGUUGACAGCUCCUCCCAAUUUAGUGUAGUCAGCAAACUUAGUAUUCCUUCUAGUCCUGUGUCCUGAUUGUUCAUGAGAUGUUGAAGAGCACAGGGCCGAGGGUGGAGCCCUAUGGAGCCCCACUGAUGACAGAUCGCCAGUCUGAUGUCACCCCAUUCACUGUAACCCUUUGUGCCCAGCUUGUGAACCAGUUGCUCACCCAUCCUAUGACAUGUUUAUCCAGCUGUGUCCUGGACAUUUUGGUCAGAAGGAUACUUUUGAUACAGUAUCAAAAGCUUUACUGAACUCCAAAUACAUUACAUCAGCUUGCUUCCCUUGAUCAGCUAGGUGGAUUACCUUGUCAUAAAAGGAAGUCAGGUUUGACAAGCAGGACUUUCCCUUCAAGAAGCCAUGCUGGCUGCGACCAGUGACUGCACUGUACUCUAGGUGUUUUUAUAUACCUUCCAGAAUAAUAUUUUCCAAUAUUUCCAGUUUUCACUGGGCACUGAAAUGAGACUGACAGACCUGUAGUUUCCAGGAUCUUCCCUGAGUGCAGCUUGAAUGCAACUAACACUGAAGCCAUAAGGGUAUCAACCAGCACCUGGCUCUUAAAAUUAUGCUGGACCUCUUCUGGGCCUUUGAGCUAGUCUGGGCAUUUACACCUUAUUGGAGGGAAGCUGAAAUACUGCUUCGGCUGAUAUGAAAUCUAGUGGGGUUUUACUUACCAGGGGACUUGCUCCCCAAGGGUUUUGGUGAGGGUUUUAGUAUGAAGGAGAAGACAACUCCUCGUAUUUAUUACUGGUUUUAUGUAGUUCUAAGUAACUUGGAUGAGUGUCAGACUGUGAAAAUGCAGGGUCUCUUUAUUUACUUGUCUUUUGUACUGAAAAUAUAAGAAGCAAAGGUAAUUCUGUUGUAAUACAGCUGUUUUCCACAAUCAAGAAAGAUGUUUCUAAAUUCACUCCUUUUUUUCCAAUUUUUUAAAAAUUGUAAAACAAAGGUCACAUGCUUCAAAAGCCCUUUUAUACAAAAUUAGCUUUAUAAAAACAAAGAGUGAGCAAAGAGAAUGCUUGGACAAUUCCUAUAAACUACUCAUUGUACUCAUUGUUUGAAAUCCCUGUUGUUAAUGAUGUCUCCUUUUCAAUGGAUUUUUUAAAGACUUUUUUCCAGGGUUACUGAAGAGAGCAAGUUUUCUUGAUGGUUUACAUUUAUGAUGGUGGUUUGAGAGAUGCACUUGAUUUUUUCCAUCAGAGGCAAAGAUCUUCCAUAACUGGGACGAUGUGUGUUACCUGAGUCUACACAGAUGUGUCUGCAACACUGUUGAAGUCAGAGUUUAAGAAUGUUGUUUAAAAAAAAAAAAAAAAAAAAAAAAGUGGAAGAAAAACAGAGCUUAAUGCAACUUUGUACAUUCUUUCAGCAUGCUGGCAUAGACAUGGUAGUUGCAGCACCUUUUCUAUGGACUAGUGACGUGAGAACUGUGGCAGUUCACUGUAUAACACUGUACAGAAGCAAUAGGCAUUUUGCUUACUGAAAUAAAGUCUAAGACCAGUGGUUUCCAUCCCUGCUUUAAGCCCCUAAAUUUUUCUUUCCUCUCCAGCUAGGACAGAUGUUAUAACCUUAAAUAGAGCCUUCCUUUGGAAGAGCCUCUCUCUUCAUAGCAUCCAACACUUGGGUUGUGGCUCACAGAAGUAGAUCUUAUGGGGAUGACUUUCCUCUGCUGUAGUGUAAUGCAAGCAAAUAAUUUACAGUAGUGCAAGCUGCAGGCAAAGUCCUGCUGUUCAGGUUUGCUGGGCACUUGCACCCAUUUGUUUGAGGGGCAGGUGGCUGGAGCCAGUGUGCAGGUGCAGGCACCCCAUGCACACCUGCCUGGUGCUGUGAGCCCGGCCUGACUGGGACACAGCCCUCUGCCUUUUACUGACAGGCAGGCUUCCAGCUGGAUUGGUCCCACCAUCUGCUCAGCGUGUGGCUGCACAGACAGUGCUGGCACAGCAGAGGGGAGGCUGCAGGGUGGGCGUGGGUAGUAGCUAAGGACCGGCUGCUAAAAGCACUUUGCACAGUGUCAGGGACCUGUGCAGAGGUUUGGACUGGCCUAAAUGCUGUGAGGGAUUAAUUCCACAAGGCUCAGUGGGAACUGGGUGCUGGUGGCAGUGGGAUAGGCAGGAAUUAAUGAAAUGAGGAAAAACUAAGAUCUCGUGCUUGUAAUUGCAUGCAGGAGGUUGUAAUGUGUAUUGCACUCUGCUGCCUUUCCCUGUGUAUUGAUUGAAUUGUUAAUGAGCGGUUGAGCAUUAAUAGAGUUGCAAGCAAACAACGCUGUAAAUUAUGUAGAUAUAUUAUUAUUUUCUGUAUUCACUAACUCACUUUUUCUUUGGAAUGUCCUGUACCAUUUGAGUGACUUCCACACAGACUGCAAGUGCUGGACAUCCAGCCCUUCUGCAGUGCUCUCCACUGGAAAACUCCCACUGAAGCCAGUGAGAUUUUGUUCAGGACCUGCAGGACCAGGGGAUAUGUGAGGCUUGGUCCUGCAGAAAUCUGAGCGCUCUCAUUUCCUCCCACUUUGCUAGGAGCUGAAUGUGUUGAGCCCUGUGGCUGAACUGAAGCAUGACCAGGCAGCACUGAGAAUAAACUGGAAUUUUAUACAUCAAAAAUUUAAUUUACAUGUAAUAAAUGUGAAUGAGCAUUAAUAUAGAAUGUAUUUUAUCAAAAAGUAUUGAUUCCUUACUUUGACCAAAUACAUUUCUGUAUUACUGUGUUACUUUUCCAUACUUGCCAAAUGAUGCAAGAGGUGUGUAACUGGUUUGGUUGUACUACAAAAUGUUUUUGUAUUUAAUUUGUAUUUUAUUUUUCCCUUCCUCCUCCCACAUAUUGCAGUUAGCCACCAUUCAAUAAUUAAUCAUGGGUAGCAUGACCCAGUGACUAGACUGCCAGACUGAGACACAAUAUUUGCCAACACGUGCAUCAGUGCUUGCAAACUUAGUGAGAUGUGGGUUUGUAGCUCUGCCAUUGCCUUGCCCUGAGCUUUAGGUGGGUCUCAGUCUCUGAGAAUUCAGGGCAAGCCUCCAGUUAUGCAUGCAGGCCUCUGGAAGAUUUAGCAGGAGCAGGAUGACUCCUUUGAAAGUCCCACCUUAAGCCUUUUGUAAAAGGGACUGUUGGUAUUAUUUGUCCAGCAGUGUAUAUAGUGCUUUAGGUCUGUGGGUGAACAGGGAUAGGCAUUGUCAUUGCCUAUUCUCAGAUCAAACCAGUAAUGAAAGGCUCUCCUUUUUCCCUUGGCCUUUCUCAUAGGCAUUUCAUGCUCUAACUAAAUAUAAAUACAGCAGAACAGAACCUCUUGCAGAGCUGGUGCUUCUGAAUAUGAGUUGCACAAAUACAGUCAGCAGAGUGCUGCUUGGGCAAUGAGAAAUACAUGGGAUGCCAGAUGGAAAAGCAGAUUUCAGAACUGUGACGAGUGCAGGGGCAAGAGUGAGCAAUGUCCCUUCAGAGAGGGAGAUGCUGAGAUUUCUGAGACAGCCAAAGCCACCUUGCCAAGUGUCUGCAUAUUGAACCUAUGCAGUUUGUAAAAAAGCUCCUCUGGACACUACUGAGGCCUUGAGCUCAGUUGUGUUUUCCUGUUUGUGUCCUGCCUGAUUAAUGUGUUAAGAUGGUUGAGGGAGGAAGGGAUAGAGAAGGCAAACUGAAAAGCCUAUUCCUCACCUCCAGCAUUAUAAUAUUGUGUUAGUUGGUAGGAGCAGCAGUCAGGGUGCAGGAAGCUCCUUUUUUAGGUGCAUAGUAACAUCUUUUAAAAGGACUUGCUCAUGAGGGAAAAAAUUGUCCAACUGUUACCUUGCAGAAAUGGUGGGAAUAGCUCACCCCUGAGCACGAUGACCUGAGCCCUUACCAGACCUCAGCUCCACCUGCUGCCCUGCUCCCAGCUCUUUUCCAGGCAGUUUCUCCUCAUUGCAUAGCGCUGUGCCUUUGCAAGUCUCAUGCUUAUAAGAGUGCUGCUUUUUUCUGGGAAUAGCCGUAGUUAGUUUUCCUGCAUCAGUGGCAUGCAUGUCAGCUGACUGUGUCCCACAGGUGUGCUGUGUGAGAUGGUGGCUGUGGGAAUCAGGGAGGAGUUUCUGCUGCAGCAUUGCUGAGUAGGUCCCUGUCCUUCACCCCUCUGCAAGGUAGGACAUGAGACUGUGACAGUAAAAAUGAUUGCAAUAAUACUGUCGACAUUGUUUUGGAAAGUUGCCAUUCAGGACAUAUUCCCAGCCUCUUUCAGCAUCUUUCCUGAUCUUUGUCUGGGAUCCAGGGCUGAUGUCUAUGGCUGUUUUACUCAGUGUUAGCUUUAGCAGUGUUAGGAGGCGGGGUUGCAUCCCUUCUCUGUGUCCAUACUUCCCUCCUGUCUGUCCUUACCAUUCUGUUCUUCUCAGAAGUUCUCACUCCUAGAAGAGGGGAAGCAUAGGAAGGAGGAGAGAAAUACCUCUUACCUCCCACAGCUUACAGCCAGGUGCAUCAGUGGAGCUGCAGUUCAGCACAGUGUGAGUCACACUGUCCUUUCUGUACAGGGGGAUGAGGUAGCACGGGAAAAUUGUUAUCCUUUGAGGACUGUGAGUGGUCCAUGCCAGACAGGGGCUGUGCAGAAGACAGCAGUCAAUUUACGUGUCAAACCCAGUAUCUUUUCACAGGCAGUUAUGUCUAGCCAGAUAAUCUACUCUCUGAAAAUCAUAACCCAUUGAAGCUCUCCAGGUUGGGCAUCCAGAAAAUGAGACUUGUCUGGUUGCCUUGGUCACUGGGCAGUCUCUUUCUCAGUGCUGGCUGUUUUAGGUCGGGCCAGAGGACAUGGGAAAUUGGGAAAGAUCCCUUCAGGGGCAUUAGCUAGAUGCCCCUUUUUGUAAAUUGCUGAGCAGAGGCAAAUGCUUUGUUUUAUGUGUUUAAUUUUGGCAGGACCUCCCCUCCUCCCCAGCAGCCUGUCUCUGCAGACAGCUGCUGCUGGGAAAGCUUUGUGUGAGAGCCAGGCAGGAGUGACUCAGGGCAGCAGCUCCUAGACCCUGUAACAGGCUGGACUUGAGGUCGUCCUUGCAGGCUAACCGCGGAUCUGAAGGCUCAGGGGACAUCACUUCCAAUGCAGAUAUUUAAAGAGUCCUUCAAUUUGGUCCUUAGAGGGCAGACCUUGUAACUUUGGGUUUUUAUUGGACUUCUGAGACUUAGUUGCACUGUUGGUGUCUGAUGUCUGUGGCAGGUGAGCAGAGGACACCUCUUCACUUAAACACAUGUACUUGUUCAGUGAGCCAAAUUGUCUUUUACAUGGUCUGUGUUUGACUUUUUUCUCAUUGCUGAUUUUUUUUUAAGAAUGUCUCUAAAGGCACAUCUGAAUUAUUGCAAACCCCUAUUUAUACAGAUCUGCAUAGCAUUGCACUGUCAGUACAAGCUUGGAUGUAAAAAAAAAAAAAAAAUGCAGAUUAACAAAAAGGGCCUUCAUUUACCUACAAGAAAAAAACUCCAAACUUCUUUGAACUAGUUGCUGCUGACUAUAAUGAAGCUUACUGCUUUCAUGUAAAAUACAUUGAACUUUGAAAUUCCCUUUCUGUACCAACAUGCUGUUGUUCAUGUAGGCAAAGAUCUGUGCAAAGAUCUUCCUUUACUGCAUGUAAGGGAAGCUUUCAUCUUCAGGGGUGGUGGUGGUACAAAUGUCAGCUCUGGAUUUUAGUCAAUGCAAUUCUUUUGUCAAGCUUUCCUUUACUACUGCAGGGACUAGUCAGCCCUCAACACAUCAAGCAGAAAUUGUGUUGUGCCACACCAUGCCAAGUCUGUCUUUGGUGUGGUUUCCACUAUUUUUGUGGCUGAAAGACCUCUCUGUCUUUGGGACUAUAAAGCUGUGAAAGGAGUCAGCAAAAGAAGUUGCCCUUUUGGUCAGCACUUUCAAAGGUGUAAGCCUUCAGUGGAGCACUGGCUGCCUUCUGAUCCUCCUUCCUCGUCCACCACCAAGGUGUCAAAUCCAGCAGUGUCAUUACACCAUGAGCUUCCCAUUAAAGAUCUUACCAAACUCUGA
Molecule: messenger RNA, 8105 nt
Organism: Oenanthe melanoleuca
Lineage: Eukaryota; Metazoa; Chordata; Aves; Passeriformes; Muscicapidae
Gene: MTURN
Product: maturin, neural progenitor differentiation regulator homolog
Exons: 3
Coding region: 44-439 (131 amino acids)
Biological process (GO): regulation of signaling; positive regulation of megakaryocyte differentiation
Cellular component (GO): cytoplasm
Source: RefSeq, a predicted model, not a curated record